Molecule: messenger RNA, 655 nt
Organism: Daldinia loculata
Lineage: Eukaryota; Fungi; Ascomycota; Sordariomycetes; Xylariales; Hypoxylaceae
Exons: 3
Coding region: 46-375 (109 amino acids)
Source: RefSeq, a predicted model, not a curated record
AGAACAUCGGACAACAUUAAGGACAUACAAAGAUACUCAGAAGUCAUGCAGAGCAACACUCCUAGCUCAUCUCGCCCACUCACCUCGCGGGUACCGGGGCAGCUUCACACGCCCACGCACUCCUUUAGCGAUGCGGCCUUCACUCCGGACUCCUCCGAAGUCAGAGUGGGUAACUGGAACGACAAGCGGUCUAGGGAGGAUCUAGAUCUUGCGCGAGCUAGACUUGCCGACCAGAAGUUCAACAUGAGAGAUUAUGAAGAUCCUCUCUUACCCCGUCAACAUCCACAAUCUCAUUACUACCCAAAGGGUGUUACGGCAGAGACGGAGGCCCAACUACUAAAACUCGUUGCCGAACUCACAGGCUCCUCUAGUUGAGUCUGACGAGCCUGGAGCACAGAUUGGUGUCUAAGGAUGCCUGCACUGGAAAUUUGUACUAUUCAGCACUAGGGAAUAUAUUGUCUUUCUACCUAUCACUCUGUCUCUGACUUAAGGUUCGUUGGUUUUGGACAUAUUCGUAGAUUACAUAACAGAACGCUUAGAAGGAUAUUCCAAACUGUUGUCUACAAUUCCUCUUGAACCUGUUACAUGAUUAUUACCUGGCUUGCUAGAGUAUCACAAUGUCUUGAUGUAAGUCACAAAAGAGCCCCGGUCUGAG